This is a messenger RNA of Dovyalis caffra, 651 nucleotides long. NCBI's taxonomy places the organism in Eukaryota, Viridiplantae, Streptophyta, Magnoliopsida, Malpighiales, Salicaceae. The record is from the annotation of a GenBank genome assembly.
AUGGAUAGAUACUGCUUAGCUCUCUUCCUGCUUGUCCUGGCUUUGACUCAGCCUCAUGUUGAUGGUUUGAACAGUGAGAACCUCUGCAGACAGUGUUCCAAACGAGACACAAAUAAAUGUCCUGCAAGUGAUGCCUACCCCCAUAUGACAGCAUUUGAUGACACCCUUAUUGCAGGAGCCUUACAGUCUGAUUAUGUGGAUGCAAAUGACAGAGCUGUUUACUCAGUACCAAACAUUAUAGGUGGAACAUCUUCAAAGUACAAUGCUUAUUUUGGCUGGGAAUCUACUUCUGGUUCAGCUUCCGACUAUCAUAGGUUUAGAAACUACAUGGAUAGAUGCUCAGGCGGACAAAGCUAUCUAACUGCAGACAAGAAGGGCAAGGUUAGCCUUCGUUCCUUGAAGUCACUGGAAAGCUUAGCAGAGGCUGAUUGGAAACCCAUCAAUCCACCAAAGAGGCUAAACCACCGAGAAUUCAGAUUUUGGGUGAAUCGUAGAACAGGGAAAUGCCUUACAGUUUUUGAAGAGAAGAAAGAUAAAAGAACUGUGGGUGUAUCGGAGUGCAAGUUUGAUGGCUCCAACACUUACCAGCUCUUUGCCUUUCGCUUCCACUAUCACAAAGCCUUCUGCUGUUGUGGUGUUCACAACGAGUGA